Pseudogymnoascus destructans is the source of this 294-nucleotide messenger RNA. RefSeq lists its product as uncharacterized. The coding region runs from base 1 to 294 and encodes 97 amino acids. Lineage: Eukaryota; Fungi; Ascomycota; Leotiomycetes; Thelebolales; Thelebolaceae. The transcript is spliced from 2 exons. The record is from RefSeq and is a predicted model, not a curated record.
AUGGUUGAUGUUUUGGAAAAGGGGGUAAAACGAGGACUCCAGAGGGGAGUAAAACGAGGACUCCAGACGGGGAGUGUCUCGUCUGCCAACCAUAACCAAGUCCGCGUCGCCUCUCCUGCGCCUGAAACCCCGCGUCGUCUCGCCCUUGCGCUCGCGCCCUCGCCCGUCCACUCCCCACUAAAGGGGCGCAUCGCUAGCCGCCGCCAACACGAAGCGGCUAUUGCAGCUAUCAUUCAGGUGGAGGCCGAGGAGGAGGAGGAGGCAGAGAGAAGGGAGAGGAUGGAGAGGGAGUAG